GGAACAUAGAAGUCAACGUGGCAAGAUCAGGAAGGGUGAAGAAAGAUCUUGGAAAAAAACCCCAACCUUUGUGUAUCGUAGCACAAACACAGACAAAUCUGACGAAAAUCACGGAAACAUCAUCCAGUUACAGUUUUGUCGGAAUAAAAAGUAUACGAACAUGGUGUUCAACGGCCAGACAGUUGUGUCUGUAGCCCAUUUGUCGGCGGAGAUUUGGCAGCGAUUACGGCGGAUCCCACCGUCUGACCGCAUAAGCAGCAGCGAGAUGCUUGAGCUAGUCUGCUUCUUCCCGCUCCAGCAAUUGGGUCGAUACGCUUUAUGUUUCUUGACUUUUCUCUGUCUUCCUCAUCCAGGUUUGCUCUAUCCUGAACCCGACGAUGACGAUGGGAAUCACGCUUUUGUUAAUGGCUCCUCUUCAUCUUCCAUCGCUAGACAUCAGCAUCACUUUCAUCUACACUUUGAGUAAUCAAAACCAAACUUGAUCAUCUUCUCUUCUUUGUAAAGUUUUCGUUUUCUCUUUUUCUUUUUUUUGCAGUUACUCUGUUUUCUCUCUGUGUUUGAUGUAUAUACUAUGUAGUUUUGCGGUGUGGUAAUAUUGUCUAGAUUUGGGUUCGUUUUAAGUCUAGUCCUUGAUUAUUAAUUAUAGACCAUAAAUAUGGGUUUAAUCUGCACUUGAAAUAUCGUCGAAUCGGUUUUACCUCGAAAUGUUAAGACUUGAAGCUGCAUCCGAUUUGUUUUGUGAUGUUCAUAUCUUCUGUGGGGAAAUUGAUGAGAGACCAAGAGAGUGUGUGGGUUUAUCAUCCGGCUUGAGAGUAGACAACUCUGGUUUUGGAUCUUUACGACUCUGUGUCUGAUGUAAUUAGCUCUAAAGAUCAAGAACGGUGUUUGUUCAUAAACCAGCUUUAUUGGGUGUCUAGGUUUGGUGAGUUUUUUGGUUUUCUUGGCUUCCAAGAAAGAAGCUUGGUAGUACUAGUGUAAAUCGGAUACUUCAUGGUUCUUAAUUGUUUUCAUCUCCUACGGUA
Camelina sativa (false flax) is the source of this 1022-nucleotide messenger RNA. RefSeq lists its product as uncharacterized. Lineage: Eukaryota; Viridiplantae; Streptophyta; Magnoliopsida; Brassicales; Brassicaceae. The record is from RefSeq and is a predicted model, not a curated record.